AUGCCGCCUCGCGAUGACAAGACCCAGCUGAAGCGUCCGCUCGGCUCCCUUCCGGAGGACGAGACGGAAUCCAAGAAACCCCGUCGAUCCAACCGCCUGGCCAACGGCGUCGCCGCCGUCAAGACUCCCGUUUCCAACAAGCGCCACCUGCCUUCGCCCGUCACCAACCCCGUAGAUGAGACCGCUGGACCUUCAACCUCAAAGGACAAGGACGAUGAAGUGGCGGUAGACAGAAACGCCCAAGGCAACGUGACGCCGUGCAAGGCCGAGGAGCAAUACGAGCUCAGCCAGGCCCUCUCGUCGCCCCCCCAGGAUACUCAGCCCAUGAGUCAGUUCAACGACCCGAACGUCACCGCCGAGGGUGAAGAGGAGGAAGAUGGGAACGACGAGGGCAUCUGGGGCUAUCUCGUCACCCUCGAUUCUAGGUACGGUGAUAAGCCACUCGUGCUCAGAAAGCGAAACGCCUGCCCUAGCCUCGACCAAGCGGAGCUGGCAACUGAGAAGAAGGAUGACAAGUCCACGCCUGCCGCUUUACGCGAUGAGGAGGCCUAUGAGCGCACGAGUACCAGGAGGGCUCCUUCGGGGGGAUACUUGAUCGGUCGUCAUCCAGAAUGCGACGUUGUUGUCAAUGAUCAGAUCAUCUCCAACCGCCACUGUCUCAUAUUCGCCGAGACCAAGGGUACCGACACAGUCGUCAUGCUCAAGGACCUCUCGCGGAACGGCACCUUUGUCAACGAAGCCAUUGUGGGGCGCAACCAGUGCCGCGAGCGAUUCACCAUCGACCAGUGCCUAGCACACCCCUGGAUAAAUCAGACAUCCACCAAUGUCGAUGACAGCACAGACGGCCUUGUUGGCGGCCUCGCGGGUCUCGAGGUGCACAGGAGGGGUCCGGUCCGCGAGCGAACACUCCUGUCGAAGCCCUACUCGGCGCAGGUGGCGGCCACGGUCACCGGCAACGAGAACAGGACGGCCAAAGUGUCUGCCGAGAAUAACGAGCAGGACCACAUCAUCAACGCCUCCAAGGAGGAAGGACCUGCGCAUAAUAGGGCGCCGGCAGAGUUCAUGGAGAUGGGGGGUAAAGGAGACCAGGCGCUUUUUGAAAACGACGAUGCAAGUAUCUACCCCGACCGUCAGCAAGCGACUAAAGCCAACCAAGAUAAAUCAGCAGCAGCAGAAAAAGAAGCCGAAGACAAAGGCCAACGAAAAAUAGAGUGA
Messenger RNA from Geosmithia morbida, 1215 nucleotides. RefSeq names its product serine/threonine-protein kinase CHEK2. The transcript has 4 exons. Gene Ontology annotation, molecular function: protein binding. The coding region runs from base 1 to 1215 and encodes 404 amino acids. Lineage: Eukaryota; Fungi; Ascomycota; Sordariomycetes; Hypocreales; Bionectriaceae. The record is from RefSeq and is a predicted model, not a curated record.